AUGGCCGUGGCCUUCCCUCCGAAAGAGAAGCGGAAGCAGAAGCAGAAGCAGAAGCAGAAGCAGCGGAAGAGAGAAAGUGGGUGCCAAAACAUGGAGGAGAUGGACCCGGAGUACAACUUCUACUGGGAGACGAAGCGCUUCUUCGAGAACGAAGAGCUCGACAGCAUGUGGGGAUUGGAAGAGGCAAUGUCGAGCUACUACGAUUCCAGCUCGCCUGAGGGAAGCGGGAGCGGUAAUAGCGGCGGCGGAGGCGGCGGCGCCUCCUCCUCUACCGCGGCAGCCCUGAAGAGCAUCGAGAUGGAGAGGAACCGCCGGAGGAAGCUCAACGAGCGUCUCUACGCCCUCCGCAGUGUCGUCCCUAACAUUUCUAAGAUGGACAAGGCGUCGAUAAUCAAGGACGCGAUCGACUACAUUCAAGAACUGCAAGAGCAAGAGCGAAGGUUGCUCGAAGAUCUAUCGCAUCUCCAGGCGACGGCCGACAAGAAAGAAUCAGCCGCCGGCGGUGCUGACGACUUUGGCCUUUCGCGAGGGAGGAAGAAGAUGAAGAGUACAGCGCCGGCCUCGCCGCCCGUCGAAAUCGUCGAUCUCGGAGUUGCUGAGGUUGGGGAUAAGAUAAUGGUGGUGAGCAUCACAUGUCAAAAGAGGAAGGACACCGUGGCGAAAGUGUGCGAGGCUUUGGAGUCCCUCAACCUCAAGAUUAUUACGGCGAACAUCACCUCCGUUUCCGGAAGCCUCUUGCACACUCUGUUUGUUGAGACUGGCGAGAUGGAUAGCGCUCAAAUGAAGGAAAAGAUAGAGUGUGCAAUUGCCGAACUUGAUGCACUGAGAAGCCCAACGAGUUCUAUGAGCCUUUAGUGCUUAUAAUAGCUUAACUAUUGGAGCAUCCAUAGACACUAUAUCCAUGUCCUCGCUGCCUCCGGCUAGUUUUUUCCUUCUUUUUUUUUUCUUCUCUUUAAGGGAAAGAAGCACUAUAUAGUAUUUAAUAGAGGCUAUCUUGUUGCCCUAAGACAUUUCUAACUUUUUCCACCCUCUUAGUAUAUAAUAGAGGCUGUUGUUACACUUCAUCGAUGCACAUCUAUGUUGGGGCUUAGGGUUUCAAGAUAUUAGGUCUAUUAGGAGAAUAUAUAUAUAUAUAUAUAGCUGUAGUUCCUAUUCUGUCGAGCUUGGUAAUGUAUCAAAAAGCUACUUGUAAUUUAGUUUGAUAAAUCUAUAUGGAUGCUUUUUUAUGAA
This is a messenger RNA of Ananas comosus (pineapple), 1230 nucleotides long. Its product is annotated as transcription factor bHLH35-like. Gene Ontology annotation, biological process: regulation of DNA-templated transcription. Gene Ontology annotation, molecular function: sequence-specific DNA binding; DNA-binding transcription factor activity; protein dimerization activity. The coding region runs from base 1 to 855 and encodes 284 amino acids. The transcript has 5 exons. Gene Ontology annotation, cellular component: nucleus. The record is from RefSeq and is a predicted model, not a curated record. NCBI's taxonomy places the organism in Eukaryota, Viridiplantae, Streptophyta, Magnoliopsida, Poales, Bromeliaceae.